AUGAUUGAAGCCGUGCCCAUCAUGUCGGCGAGCGCAGGGCUGCACGAGACUCUGGCGCUGCUCACCUCGCAGCUCCACCCCGACGCCAACCACAAAGACGACCUGCUCUUUCUCAGGGAUGUCUUCAGUGAGAAGAGCAUUAGUUAUCUCAUGAAGAUCCAUGAGAAACUGAAGCAGUAUGAGAAGUACAGCCCCACUCCGGUUCUGCACAGCGCCUCCUGUCUGGCAGAGGACCUGGCAGAGGAGCUUCAGAACGGACUUCUGGAGGAAGACGAGCGAGAGCUCCUCCUCCUGCUGAGCACUCCUCACUUGAAGGCUGUGCUGUCGGCUCAUGACAUCGUGGCCCAAAAGAAAUUUGACCCCGUGCUUCCGCCGCUGCCAGAAGACCUGGACAAUGACCUGGAGGAGGAGUCGGUGAAGAUCGUGCGCCUGGUUAAGAACAAGGAGCCACUGGGAGCAACUAUUCGCAGAGACGAGGCCACGGGGGCUGUGAUCGUGGCCAGAAUCAUGAAGGGGGGGGCCGCUGACCGCAGUGGUCUGGUGCAUGUAGGCGAUGAGCUUCGGGAGGUCAAUGGAAACCUGAUAACUCACAAAAGGCCGGAUGAGAUUAGUCAGAUCCUGUCACAGUCCCAAGGCUCCAUAACACUGAAAAUCAUCCCAGCUGUUGCAGAGGAAGACAAACUAAAGGAGAGCAGGGUCUACCUCCGGGCUCUGUUUGACUACACACCUUAUGAGGACAGAGCCACGCCCUGUCAAGAAGCUGGCCUUCCAUUUAAGCGAGGAGACAUUCUUCAGGUGGUCAGCCAGGAGGACUCCACCUGGUGGCAGGCCAAGAGGGUGGGCGACUGUAAUCUGCGUGCCGCCCUCAUCCCCUCCACGCAGUUUCAGGAGAGACGCCUGAGAUACAGACUGAAAGUGGGUUCCCUCCCUGCUCCUGUGUCUCCCAAAGCUCAUACAUAUGAUUGGACUGACAAAGAAGACUGUGACAGUAAAGGUGCUCUGAAUGGAAAGGAUGUAGCCAGCCUACGCAGAAGUUUCCGCCUCAGGAAAGACCGCCAGGGUGCGUCCGCAGAGGCAGAAGGCAAUCAAACGGAGUUCCUGAUUUACGAAGAAGUCACACAGUAUUUGCCGCGCCCUGGCGAGAGGCCCCGCCUCAUCGCACUCAUAGGGUCGUUAGGCGCCCGCAUCACUGAGCUCAAACAGAAGGUGAUCGCUGAGAAUCCUCGACGGUACGGUUUGGCUGUGCCUCACACCACCCGAGCUAGGAAGAGUCAUGAACGAGAGGGAGUGGAGUACCACUUUAUCAGUAAAGCCGCUUUCGAGGCUGACAUCCAGAAUGGCAAGUUCAUUGAAUACGGGGAGUAUAAGGAGAAUCUGUACGGCACCAGUUUGGAGUCCAUUCACAUUGUUUUGAAUCAAAACCAAGUCUGUCUAGUGGACGUGCAGCCAGAGGCUCUGAAGACUCUUCGGACGGCCGACUUCAAGCCGUUUAUCAUCUUCGUGAGGCCUCGCAUCGUUGAUGGGCACAGAAAGCAGUUUGGCUCCUCCUCCUCACUCAGCGUUGGAAUCACUGAGGACGAUCUUCAUGAAAUGCAGCAGUCGGCGGAGCGGAUGGACGAGAGCUACGGCCAUUGGGUGGACUACGUCCUGCUGAAGGAGGACCCAGUCAGUGCCUUAGCAGAGCUGCAGAUGGUACUGGAGAGCGUACAGACAGAGCCACAGUGGGUGCCUACAUGCUGGGUGAGGCGCUAG
Molecule: messenger RNA, 1752 nt
Organism: Menidia menidia (Atlantic silverside)
Lineage: Eukaryota; Metazoa; Chordata; Actinopteri; Atheriniformes; Atherinopsidae
Source: the annotation of a GenBank genome assembly